CUCUCUUUCUUAGGGUUUCUGAUUUCUACUGGGGUUCAUAAAUCAGGAGUAGGCGAAGAGCUUAUUAGUUCAUAUUUCUUUGAAUUCGGUGUGCUUGAACUUGUUAUUUCUAUGUUUUUGCCCGGAUUCUGAUAGCUCGUGUUGAUUAUUCAGAAUAAAAGGAAGAAAUUUCUAUUUAGAAGUCGCCUUAGUGGAUUCCUUGUAGUUGUAUUCAAAGUCUCAUGCAGUUCUGGAUUCAAAUUAGUACCUUGCGUCGAGUUAGUGAUCUAUGGAAGGACAUGGUUUUUCCCUUUGUUCUAUGAUUGACAUCUGGGUGCUACUGCGACUUGUGAACGUCCCUGUUGGUCGAUGUUACGAUUGUUUUUCAAUGUGCUUUCUCGAUCCAAAAAAACAAGGAUUUCACCUGCGUAAUGUGUGUUUCAGAAAAUGUAUUUUUUUUUCCAGGUUUCGCCCUGUUUUAUUGUUAACUCGGUCUCAUCCUUAUUCAGAUAUGAUGCCUCCCUUGGAGGCUGAGUGAAGACCUUGAUGUACCAUUCAAACAUUAGAGUUGCUACUUUGACCAAGAAAGCCAUGCUACGGAACAGUUACAAGGAAGCAGAAAGUCAUGAUAACAACAACCAGAAGGUUUAUCCACAACCUGUGGAGGAGACUUCAAACCAAAACAAUGAAUCUAUGGAUGCACUAAUAUCAAAGAUCUUCAACAACAUUUCCUCUUUGAAAGCAGCAUACAUUCAACUCCAGGAUGCUCAUACUCCUUAUGAUCCAGACAAGAUCCAGGUUGCUGAUAAACUAGUUAUUGAGGAACUGAUGAAGCUAUCAGAACUCAAACAUUCAUAUAGGGAGAAAAACCCUAAGCUCAUGUCAGCAACACCCAAAGAUUCUUCUCUUCUUGCAGAAAUCCAAGAACAGCAAGGGCUGCUAAAAACCUAUGAAAUCAUGGUGAAAAAAUUUGAGUCCAAGAUUCAAGCAAGAGACUCUGAGAUUGUCCAAAUACAACAAGAAAUCCAAGAGUCAAACCAGAGAAAGUUGAAACUAGAGAAGAAACUUAAGAAGAGAGGUUUACUUUCCAAGGAAUCAGAGAGCUUUAUGGAGAAGAAUAAUUUCUUCUCCAUUGAGUUGACUUCUAGUCUUUUCUCGUCUUCUGUGGAUGCUGCUUAUAAAUCAAUCCAUGAUUUCUCAAAACCACUUAUUAAUAUGAUGAAAGCCGCAGGGUGGGAUCUUGAUGCUGCAGCUAAUGCAAUUGAACCUGGACUGGUAUAUUCGAAAAGGGCUCAUAAGAAGUUUGCAUUUGAAUCUCACAUUUGUCAGAAAAUGUUCUGUGGGUUCCAGGAAGAGAACUUCUCCAUGGAACUAUCUGAUACUACAGUUUGUCCUGAAGGAUUUUUCCACCAGUUUCUCGCGGUGCGAGCGAUGGAUCCUCUGGAUAUACUUAGCCAAAGCCCAGAUUCAGUUUUUGGCAAAUUUUCACGGGAAAAGUACCUCCUGCUUGUGCACCCAAAGAUGGAAGCUUCUUUUUUUGGUAACCUGGACCAGAGGAAUCAUGUACUGAAUGGUGGGCACCCUAGGACACCUUUCUACCAGGCUUUUCUUAAAUUGGCCAAGGCAAUAUGGCUACUGCACAGGUUAGCUCAUUCAUUUGAUCCCAAAGUCAAGGUUUUCCAGGUAAACAAAGGCGCCGAGUUUUCAGAAGUCUACAUGGAAAGUGUGGUGAAGAACAUAGUUGUAUCCGAGGGGGGACCGAAGCCUCAAGUUGGGCUUAUGGUCAUGCCAGGUUUUAUGAUUGGUGGUAGUGUCAUACAAUCUCUUGUGUACCUUACUGGUGUGCAGUGUGCUGAAUGAAAAUCGAGCUUUGCACAUUGCUUGUUUUAAAGACGAUGAUCGUUCCCAACUCACUGUUUGGGGAAGCUAUAAUUGCUUGUAGUAAACUAGCUAAAGACAUCAUGUUGGCGAAUACUCCAGAAUUAGGUAAUCUUGUUCCUCUUUUGUGAUGGAUAUCUGAUCUUAGCUUUGUCCGACACUCUCGUCAUUGUAGCUUAUCUGUGAUUGCACAUAUCAACAUUCAAAUCAAUAUAAUGUGUGCCUUUGUUCUGUUU
Zingiber officinale is the source of this 2093-nucleotide messenger RNA. Its product is annotated as protein GRAVITROPIC IN THE LIGHT 1-like. Gene Ontology annotation, biological process: negative gravitropism; response to red or far red light. The record is from RefSeq and is a predicted model, not a curated record. NCBI's taxonomy places the organism in Eukaryota, Viridiplantae, Streptophyta, Magnoliopsida, Zingiberales, Zingiberaceae. The transcript is spliced from 2 exons. The coding region runs from base 526 to 1839 and encodes 437 amino acids.